Messenger RNA from Serpula lacrymans var. lacrymans S7.9, 1637 nucleotides. RefSeq lists its product as uncharacterized. The transcript has 13 exons. The record is from RefSeq and is a predicted model, not a curated record. Lineage: Eukaryota; Fungi; Basidiomycota; Agaricomycetes; Boletales; Serpulaceae. Bases 1 to 1500 code for a protein of 499 amino acids. Gene Ontology annotation, molecular function: iron ion binding; monooxygenase activity; oxidoreductase activity, acting on paired donors, with incorporation or reduction of molecular oxygen.
AUGUCUCAACUGCUGCCAACGCUCAACUGGACAGCUGGUUUUUGUGCAGCUGUGCUACUCGGCAUUCUGGCGUAUAGGAGGAGCUCAACUUCAAACAGUAGCAUCCCGCUUCCUCCUGGACCCCCUCGUCAAUGGUUAGGGGGCACUAAGAAUCCUAAAUCUACCAAUGUCGCCUUCUUAUUUUCCAAAUUGGUUGAUGAAUACGGCCCUGUAGUUUCAAUCAAGCAGGGGCGCAAAGUCGCCAUUAUCAUCGGCAGACAUGACGCUGCAAACGAGAUCAUGGAGAAGGAGGGCGGAGCAUUGGUAGAUCGACCACGUUUGGUUGCCGCUGAUGAGAUAGUGUCCAAGGGCAUGAGACUCGUUCUUGCACGGUCUGGUGACCGGUUCCGGAGGCUGCGAAGAGCUGCCCAUACGCACCUGCAGACGAAGGCAGCAGAGACAUACGAACCACUUCAAAUGCACAAUGCGAAGAAUGUAAUUUUGGAUAUCCUCGACGACCCUAAGCAACACAUCAUGCAUGCGAGACGUUAUGCAACGUCGGUGAUAUUGAGAGUCACUUAUGGGAAAACGGCGCCAACAGGCAUUACGGACCCCGAUAUGAUCUCAAUCAUGGAAGCGGUGGGGCGUUUCCAAAUCGUCAUGCGCCCUGGCAGCUUUCUCGUCGAUCGGUUUCCUUUCUUGAAAUAUGUACCGGGAUAUGGACGUGAUUUGGAGAGGCGGUACAAAGAAGACCUAAAGCUCUACUCUGGUCACAUGGAUCGAGCCGAUGGAAAAGCAGAAGCGUGUUUCAUGAGAUACCUCAUAGAACACGCUGAAAAGCAUCAACUUUCGAAUGACGAAAUGGCAUUUCUUGGCGGAACGUUUUACGCUGCUGGCUCAGACACAACCGCUGCUGCCAUUGCAAAUAUGAUCAUGGCUGCUGCUCUUCAUCCCGAAGAACAAGCCAAAAUUCAAGAUGAACUUGACAUGAUCGUGGGCAGUGAUAGGGUACCAACAUUUGCCGACCACGAUAUGCUCCCCCAACUGCAGGCAUUUGUGUUAGAAACGUUGCGAUGGAGGCCCAUCACCCACUUAGGUUUCGCACACCGCGCUACAAGCGACAUUAUAUGGAAAGGUUACCGCAUUCCGGCGGGAGCAACAGUAUAUGGUGUUCAUUGGGCCAUAACACGCGAUCCCGUCGUUUUUCCCGACCCUGAAAGAUUCAAUCCUCAGCGGUGGUUCGAUAGCGAAGGGAAAUUACGAACAGACAUAAAGGCCUUUACAUUUGGAUUUGGGCGACGUGCUUGUCCUGGUAACCAUGUAGCAAACAGGUCCAUAUAUAUCAAUGCUGCAUUGCUUCUCUGGUCAUUCCGUUUCUCGCAGAACCCUUUGGCUCCUAUUGACUCAAUGGCCUUUGAGGAUAGCAUUGUCGCGCAUCCUCGGCCUUUUGAUGUCAAUUUUGAGCCCAGGAAGGAGGAAAAAGUGCUGAGGCAGAUGAUGGAGGACUAUGCAAAAGAGUAAGAGAAUGGGUGUAAACAUUGCAUUUUUUGUACAACACAUAAAUCGAGCAAAGUGGAUAAUUUGAUUAGGCGAGGCUAUUUAAUACGAUUCCAACAGUGGCAUCUGAUAAAUUGCAAAGAGCCACUUGGUUGAUAUUC